This is a messenger RNA of Pelobates fuscus (common spadefoot toad), 1662 nucleotides long. RefSeq names its product cytochrome P450 2B1-like. The transcript is spliced from 10 exons. Gene Ontology annotation, molecular function: arachidonate epoxygenase activity; heme binding; iron ion binding. Gene Ontology annotation, cellular component: intracellular membrane-bounded organelle; cytoplasm. The coding region runs from base 190 to 1662 and encodes 490 amino acids. Gene Ontology annotation, biological process: epoxygenase P450 pathway; xenobiotic metabolic process. The record is from RefSeq and is a predicted model, not a curated record. NCBI's taxonomy places the organism in Eukaryota, Metazoa, Chordata, Amphibia, Anura, Pelobatidae.
CCUUGCACCAACCAAAGUUGAGAAGAAUGUGACCGUGCCCAGUCCUAAAUGGUAAUCCGGUUCUGCCGAUGAUGCUGUUCACACAAGUCUUCUCCCAACUGUAUAUAUUUUAUUCCAUGAUUCUGGUUGAGACUUGUUCAGACAUAGGAGGGACCUCUGUGGGAUUAUAAAGAACCUUCUCUAAGCAGCAUGAAUCCCGUCCUGGCUGCUGUGGCACUUGUCUCCGUCUUGGUAUUUCUGUGGUUUAUAAAACAUACACUUGUUAGAGGAAACCUUCCCCCAGGGCCACCACCGCUUCCACUUGUGGGUAACUACCUACAGAUUAUUAAGAUUCAGCUUGUUCCAUUUGUAAAAGAGAUGAGAUGCAGAUAUGGGGACGUCUUCACAAUUUAUUUGGGACAACGCCCGGUGGUUGUGGUGUGUGGUUGCCAGGCGCUGAAGGAUGCUCUCCAUCGUCAUGGGAAUGCAUUCAAUGGACGUGGCUAUACCCCAUGUAUGACUGAAUUUUAUAAAGAUUUUGGAUUUGCAUUCUCCACUAAUUUUGAGAGAUGGAAGGAGCUGAGGCCCUUCUCUUUGUCUAUUUUGAGGAAUGUUGGCAUGGGGAAGAGGAGUGUCGAAUCUCUUGUUCAGGAGGAAGCAAAAUGCCUGGUGACAGAAUUUAGGAAAAAUAAAGGAUCUGAGUUUGAUCCCUUUGGGAUACUUUCCCAAGCAUCGACCAAUAUAAUUUGCUCCCUGACAUUUGGACAACGAUUUGAAUAUGAUGAUGAAGAAUUGAAGUUAUUGAUUAGUACAAUGCAUGAAACAUUCUAUCUUCUAAGUGCUAUAUCUGGCAAGCUAUCAAAUGUAAUUCCUGGAAUAAUGAAAUAUUUACCUGGUACGCAUAAAAAAAUCUUCAAUCACAUGGAAGAUAUUGUCUCCUUCGUAAGGAAGAGAGUUGAAUUAAACCAGAAGACAUUGGACGUCAACUGCCCUCGAGAUUACAUUGAUGCUUUCCUUCUGAAGAUACAAAAGGAACGGAAUCCCAACACAGAAUUCAACAUGGACAACUUGAUCUGUAGCACUCUCCAGAUCUUCUUCGCUGGGAUGGAAACCACCAGUACAACAUUGACCUAUGGGUUUCUGCUUAUUCUCAAAUAUCCUGAUAUCCAAGAAAAAGUCCAUGAGGAGAUUGAUCGCGUAAUAGGCAGAGAUCGCUGUCCUACAUACCAGGACAAGGCAAUGAUGCCUUAUACAGAGGCAGUGAUCCAUGAGUUCCUCAGAUACAAUGACCUAGUACCAUUUAGCAUGCCGCGUAGGAUGACAGAGGACACAGAAUUUUAUGGUUACAAUAUUCCUAAGGGAACCGAUGUUUACCUUUUCUUGAGCUCUGCUCACAAAGAUCCAGAUUUCUUUCCAAACCCAGAAUCUUUCAAUCCUGAGAACUUUCUAGAUGAAGAUGGACGGUUUAAGAAGAGUGAGGCAUUUCUGGUGUUUGCUGCUGGUAAAAGAAAUUGUCUUGGGGAGAGUUUGGCUCACAUGGAAAUGUUCUUAAUUUUCACAUCCAUCCUGCAAAACUUCACUCUGACGUCUCCUCUAUCGCUCGAUGCCAUCGAUAUUGACCCUAUAACGACCGUACUGGGGAACUUUCCCAAACCCUACAUGCUAUAUGCUGAGCCUCGUUAA